Messenger RNA from Pocillopora verrucosa, 1284 nucleotides. NCBI's taxonomy places the organism in Eukaryota, Metazoa, Cnidaria, Anthozoa, Scleractinia, Pocilloporidae. The record is from RefSeq and is a predicted model, not a curated record.
AUGAAGGUUUUCAUUGGGUUUUUGCUGUUCGCCUUUGCAACUGCUGAUAUCUAUAAGUGGGUCGGCCUUCCCGAACAGAAUUUUAAACUGCUUGAUAACUUGCUGAACGAUGAAAAAUUCACAAGCAAAGGAUCGCUCGAGUCAUUAAAGCCUGGCCUUGGAAAUUUGCGCAUGAGCGACGAUGGCGAGGAGAAAGAGGGAAGUGGAGAAGGGUCAGGGGAACCAGAAGGCUCUGGAGCUGGGAAACCACCUCCAUUUAAAGAAACCAUCGAGGAUUUAGUUGAAUCGCUUCAUACUAUCAUACCAGCUUUGAAAAUACUGAAGGAGGCAAGGGACAAAAAAAAUCACGAGUAUGCACAGGAGCUUGUAAAAGCGAUCAAGAAUGGGGCAGAUGAUGAAUCCAUCAAAAAACUUUUGGGAUAUCAUGUAAUGAAACUGCACGAACGCUGUCAUCUCCUCAAACUGGCGUUUGCCCGCCAUGCAAAUCAAUCAGGCUUAUUGGACCACCUGAGUUCGGAUGACCUGGAUUUCACCCAGAUGAUGGGGAAAGUCAUUGGAGCAGCUGAAAAAUACGGCUUUGAUGUGUUCCAAGCAUUUGUGUACAUUGUACGCAUAAAAGGACUUCACAACCAUCCUGGAGCAAGGGCUAUCAUGGCAGUUGGAGGUUUGGUGGCCGAUGUAGCAUGUGAAACCAAAUUAGAUGGUCUCUUAAAUAUAGUUGGGAAAAUGAUAGAGAAGGAGGACAAGGACGGUGACUACGACCUCUCGGACAAGUUUAUUCCAUUCCUGUACAGCCAAAAGAGCAAGUUUUGCAAAGGAAAUUUGAUCCAGUCCUUGAAACCAGAAAAAAGCAUGAAAGCCAGAUUUCUCAAGCUCGUAUUUUCAUAUUGCAAAGAAGUGAAAUUCGUCAGAUUUGCGGUCAGCACGUUGUUGGAUGCGAUCAAGCUCUCCAAAAAAGUGCAAAUUUUGCAUAAGGUGGAGGGGAAACGCUUUCAAGGAAUGAUGAAAGCCGUAGCAGCCAAUAUGGCAAGUAAUAAGAAAGACAAAGCUUUCUUAGUCGUCGGUGACUAUGUUGUGGACAACAUGAGAAGAGCGCUUCUGAUUGGUCUUGCUGUGCAUAAAGAACUGAAGAAGGGCGAAGAGAAGAGCGAAGAGAAGAGCGAGGAGCCUGGCGAGGAGAAGAGCGAGAAACCGAUAGGUGACAAGUUGAAAAGGCUUGCCGAUUUCGUGGAGGAGGAACUGGAUCAGCUACCCGACACUCUCAAACCCGCUUCUCGCCAUUAA